Molecule: messenger RNA, 2976 nt
Organism: Saccostrea cuccullata (small rock oyster)
Lineage: Eukaryota; Metazoa; Mollusca; Bivalvia; Ostreida; Ostreidae
Exons: 16
Coding region: 65-2875 (936 amino acids)
Cellular component (GO): membrane
Source: RefSeq, a predicted model, not a curated record
GAUAAGUCUCUUCCUCUUAGAUAUAGGUCAUACAUGAUCUAAGGACCUCAAGAUAGUAACAGAAAUGGUUAGCAAUCUUAUUUUUCUAUGUUUGAUUUCUGGGACAUAUAUUCUAUCAGUAUCGUCAACAAGAGUAAGACUGGUAAAUGGACAUGGGUUACCUAACCAGGGACGAUUAGAAAUUUACGAUAAUCUAUUGGGUGUUUGGGGAACAGUUUGUGAUGAUUUAUUUAACAGAAACGCCGCCGGAGUCGUGUGCGAACAGUUAGGAUAUAGCAGGUUUAAUGCGCAGGUAAAGUCCCAAGCCUAUUUCGGCAGAGGGUCAGGUCGAAUAGCUUAUGAUGACGUCAGAUGUAGUGGGACAGAGACAGAUUUAAGCCAGUGUCAGCACUCCAGAAUCAGUGAUUGCACACAUGCAGAGGAUGUAGGAAUUAUAUGUCAGAGCACGUCAACUGGUGCAAACUGUGACUUUGAACAACAGUCACACCCAUGUCAGUGGUCAAAUGUUCACAAUGAAAAUUUUGAUUGGACCAUUAACAGAGGUUCGACAAUUUCUACUGCUACAGGACCUAGCUUCGACCACACAACAGGAACUUCAACAGGACACUAUGCCUAUACAGAGGCUAGUUCACCAAGACAACCAGGAGAUAUAGCACGUCUUGUGAGCCCAAGUCUAUCAUCAUCAGACUCAAGAUGUUUACAUUUCUGGUAUCACAUGUACGGGAAAUCAAUGGGAACAUUAAAUGUGAUAGUGUCCACUUCUAUUGGGAACACCACAGUAUGGAGUAUAAGCGGAAAUCAGGGGAAUUCCUGGCAUCGUGGCCAAGUCACUGUCACCAGUACACGAACAUACCACGUGGUGUUAGAAGGAAUUCGUGGAAGCAGUUACUUCAGUGAUAUUGCCAUAGAUGACAUUUUAUUCACACAGUCCUCGUGUUCAAUUUAUCCAUCCAAUGCUUCCUCUCACUUGCCUUCCUCAACCACGGACUUUCCCGUCCGACUGGUAGAUGGACAAGGAAGUGCAAGCCAGGGAAGAGUGGAGGUCUUUUACAACGGUGCUUGGGGUACCGUGUGUGAUGAUCAUUUUGACCAAAAUGCUGCCGCUGUCGUAUGCUCAAAGAUGGGAUAUGAAAGUUCGACAGCACAAGUUAGACCACACAAUAUUUUCGGGUCCGGGAAAGGACUUGUUGCUUUGGAUGACGUAAACUGCACUGGACAUGAGACAGGAUUAGAUAAGUGCAGGCACAGUCCGCUGGGUGUCUCUGAUUGCACUCAUGCUGAGGAUGUUGGGGUUGUGUGCAGCAGUGGUAUGUUACAUGUCAAAGCAGAUAUUGUCUUUAUGUUGGAUUCUUCAAGUUCAGAAGGAUCUGCAAAUUUUCAACUUCAGAAAAAUUUUGUGUCUUCCUUUGUAAAUUCGCUAACCAUAGGACCCUCUCAUGUCCAAAUAGGAGUUAUAACGUUCUCCACCACUGCGACAGUCAACUUCGAUUUGAAUGACCACGUAACAAAAUCAAGUGUAGUUUCAGCUAUUAACAAUGUCAGAUACGUUCAAGGAUCUACUCACACUGAUUUGGGAUUAAAUCUGGCGUGGACAAGAGUAUUCAAUCAGCCUGGAGAUCGACCCGAUGCCCAGAACAUCUUAUUUGUUUUAACAGAUGGACAGUCAAGCAGUCCUGCUGCCACCACGGCGCAGGCAGAAAUGGUUCGUAAUAACAAUAUUAAAACCUUUGCAAUAGGGAUCGGGUCUGGAAUCCGAAGACCGGAACUUAACAACAUCUCCAUGACAAGUGACUAUGUGAUUCAGGUAUCCGACUUUGCAAACCUACAGUCAAUCGCUACGAAGCUGAAAAAUGAUCUGUGCUCAGACACUCCUGUCACAACGGCCUCUCCGCCUUUGAACUGCAAAGGCCAAAUCUGCCAAGGGUACAAUAACACUUGUAUUCUCCAUGACUUUGCGAGAAAUGGUUCACUGACAACAGGUUGUGAACAUGAAUGUCAUUACAUUAUGAGUGUUCAAUACUCACCUUGUGGAUCAUGGCCAAGUCAGUCAUGUUGCUGCAGAACACAACAGUGCAUCGACUCUUUGCAAGUUACAACACCCCUUUCAACAGCAACAACAACAAUACCCACCACAACUCAGGCUCCAUGUCGAGAUCAUGGUCCCAUUGGUUACUGUGCUAAUGAAAAGGACACAAUCUGCAACCCCACAGACGAGAGGGGUUGGGAGUACGCCCAACAUAUGUGCCCCGUGACCUGUAACCUCUGUAAAGAUCACUUACGACAGGAUUGCGAGGACAACGACAAAAAUGGGAUCUGUGAGCUGAAUAGAGACACCAUUUGUAAUGCUGCUGAUCCCGAGGGAAAAGAAUUUGCUAUAAAUGCAUGCGCAAAAACGUGCAACAUGUGCACUGAAUAUUAUGCUAUUUAUAACGAAAAGCACGAGUUCACUACAAAGACAACUCCAACAACCACCACCACUACAACAACAACAACUACAACACCUUCGACAACAACCACACCGACCACAACAACCACACCGACAACAACAACCACACUGACAACAACAACCACACCGACAACUACCACAACACCGACAACUACAACCACAACACCGACAACAACCACGCCAACGACAACAACCACCACACCGACAACAACAACGACGACGACACAGAAACCAACAACUGCUUCAACACCGACACCCACAACAACUUCUCCCCCACCACCAACAUCAACAGCUUCACCUUCAACAACGACAACUCCGACACCGACGACAACUAGCUCUACCACUACAACCACAACGCCAGCUCCAACGACGACAGAGAUGGAACCGACAACAACUGAGGAGAACUCCGGAGUUAUUAUCAUUGGUUAAAAAUUAGAAAAGACGUUUAAUAAAUAAAAAUAAAUGAAAUAUAUUAUAUUUAGAUAUGCAGCCACACUUUUGAGUUUUGGGUCAAUAAAUGAUGAAUAUAU